Penicillium psychrosexuale is the source of this 807-nucleotide messenger RNA. RefSeq lists its product as uncharacterized. Lineage: Eukaryota; Fungi; Ascomycota; Eurotiomycetes; Eurotiales; Aspergillaceae. The coding region runs from base 1 to 807 and encodes 268 amino acids. Gene Ontology annotation, molecular function: heme binding; monooxygenase activity; iron ion binding. The record is from RefSeq and is a predicted model, not a curated record. The transcript is spliced from 3 exons.
AUGCUUGCGCCAGAUGGCCUUGAAGGACGGAGUGACCUUCUGACGCGCGAAUACAGAGAUAGAACUCGAGAAGCGACAGACAGUGAAAAACUCCCCAAGGACGUCAUCUCCUGGCUCCUCAAGGCCAUUGAGGAGAAAGACCCGAGCGCCCCGCCAGGCGAUCAAGCGCUUAACGAAGAUGGCCGUCUCAUGAUCAUCGCUGGAAGUGACACCACCGGCACAACCCUAGCCCACGCCCUCUACUUUCUGGCUAAGACCCCUUCUGCAUACAAAAAACUGCAAAAGGAACUGUCUGAAGUCUUUGGAAAAGCCGCGGAGCCUUCGCAGUUUACCAACAGCAAGCUUCAAAACCUCCCUUAUCUCGAAGCUGUCAUCAACGAGACCCUCCGCCUCAAGCCCGCUGUGCCAAGUGGUCAGCCUAGGUUAACUCCACCGGAAGGUCUACAGAUUGACGAGGUCUGGAUCCCAGGUAACACGAUCGUAGUGCUUCCGCAGUAUGUCCUCCAUCGCGACGAGCGCUAUUUUCCCUCCAGCUUGGAAUUCAUUCCUGAGCGGUGGCUGGAUGAGAAGAACAACUUGGUCAAGCACGAGGAAGCUUUCUUCCCAUUCCAAUUAGGUCGAUAUGGCUGCGUCGGGAAACAAUUUGCGCUCAUGGAACUUCGAGCCGUCAUCGCACGGGUGGCAUACAACUUCGAUCUCGCGUUCGCGCCUGGGGAGACUGGAGUGUCGUUUGACGAUGAUUCAAAGGACACGUUCACUUUUAGUAUUGGGUCUUUGCCUUUAGUUUUCACCGAGCGAUCAGAAUAG